AUGGGUAGUCAUCAGUCAUCUUUUAUUAAACCAACACUAGCUAAUAUUUCAAUCAAUGCUUACAAUCGAGAUCGUCGGCAUCGAUCAUCUUCAAAAUCAAUAACAACAUGUUGUUCACCAUCAAAAAUUCGACGACAAUCAAAUAAUAAUUUAUUAAACGAUGAUCAUAAAAAAUUUACAAUACCUAAAGAAUUUCCUGUUGAUCAAUUAUAUGAUAUUUAUAUGCAAAAACAUGCACUCGAUGAUUUAGCAUUUUCUAUUGAAUUUCAAAGUAUUCCUAAUUUUGAGGAAUUACCAUGUACAUCAGCAACUCGUGCAAUUGUUGCUUCGAAAAAUCGUUUUCUUAAUAUUUUACCUAUCGAUACUACUCGUGUUAUUCUUAGUGUACUUAAUGAUGAUCCAGCUACGGAUUAUAUUAAUGGAAAUUAUAUUUCGGUUUGUUAA
Rotaria sp. Silwood2 is the source of this 444-nucleotide messenger RNA. Lineage: Eukaryota; Metazoa; Rotifera; Eurotatoria; Philodinida; Philodinidae. The record is from the annotation of a GenBank genome assembly.